ACUAGAGUUUUGCCGCAUUUGUUUACAAAUGUAAAAACAUUGAAAUUUGCUAAUUCCCUUAAAAAAGCGUGGAAAUGGGCUCGCCGAAGCGUGUUUUGGUCAUCGACAAUGGCUCAUACGAAUGUCGUGUUGGAUGGCACAACGUCAAGGAGCCGGCGCUACGAUUCAGAAACGUCUUGACCAAACCUCGCAAAGACAGAAAAAAGGAAGCCACGCCGGGCGCCUCGGAUGGCACCACGACACCGGUCGCAGCUGAGGUGCCAGCCGAAAUACAAGUUGGCAAUGACAUAACUAACAUUGAGGCAGUGCGUGCUCAUCUAAAGUCGCCAUUCGAGCGGAAUAUUAUAACGAAUUGGAAUCAUCAGGAGCAGAUCUUUGAUUACAUUUUCACCAAAAUGGGCUUCGAGGGUGAGCAGAGCAUUGCCCAUCCGAUUGUGCUGACCGAGGCGCUGGCCAAUCCCAACUUUUGCCGCCAGAACAUGAACGAACUGCUCUUUGAAUGCUAUGGCAUCACCGCCGUUUCCUAUGGCCUCGAUGCGCUGUACAGCUGGGAGCACUAUCAGAGUCGUCGCAAGAAGGUGUCGGAUGCACUGAUAAUCUCUUUUGGCUACAGCACCACCCAUGUGAUUCCCGUGCUAAAUGGAAAGCUGCAGCUGCAGCAUGUGCGUCGCUUGAAUGUCGGCGGCUAUCACAUGAUUACAUAUCUGCUGUGUCUGAUGCAAAUGAAGUAUCCGGUGCAUCUGAAUGCCAUCUCCAUUAGCCGCAUGGAGAAGCUGGUCCACGAGCAUUGCCACAUUGCCAUCGACUACAAGGAGGAGUUGCUCAAGUGGGCACAAAUCGAUUAUUACGAGGAGCACAUCAUGAAAAUCCAGCUGCCGUACAAUCAGGUUACGGCCACCAAUGCUUUACUCACCGCCGAACAGAAGCUGGAGAAGCGGCGCGAGUUGGCAAUGCGCCUGAUCGAGAUUAAGAAUCGUCGGGAGGCCGAGAAGCUGCGCGAGGAUGAGCAACAAUUGUUUGUCUACAACAAACUGCGGCAGCUCUAUGAGCAGGAUAAGCUGCAAAAGUUUGAGCUGGCUCUGGCCCAACAGCAGAUUGGCAAUCUGGAGGAACUGGACUCGCUCAUCAGCACAAUUAGUGGUCGGAUCAAGCGCAUCAAGGAUCGUCCUUUGAGCGCACCCAAGCCCAGCAGGCAGCAGGAUAAAAUAGACAAAAUGCCAAAGCCGCCAGAGGGUGUCCCGCAGGCGGAUUGGUUGGCCGAACUACAGGGCAAGCGUGAGCAACUGCUGCAACGCAAGCAGACGCGCCAGCAGCAGCGACACGAGCAGGGCAAGCGACACACGCACGCCGCACAGGAGCGGAUGCGCAUCAUCUCCACGCUGGCGCGCAGCGAGAAGCGUCGCAAGGCCAACGGUGAGGAGGAGGACGACGGCUUCGGCAUGAACGACAACGAUUGGGAUGUGUACAAGCGCAUCAAUCGGUAUAACGAUGACAGCGACUCGGAUGCGGACAACGAGCAGCUGCUGGAGUACGAGAAAAUACUCAGCCACUACGAUGUGAACUUUGACGAAGGGAAUGCGGUGCAGCAGCAGAGCGCAGCGGAAAAUUAUCAAUUGCAUUUCGGCGUAGAGGAUAUCCGCGUGCCAGAGAUUCUCUUUCAGCCGAGCAUGAUUGGCUCCUCGGAGGCGGGCCUGGCCGAGUUGAUUUCCUUUGUGCUGAAGCUCUUCAACGCGCAGGAGCAGCAGCGUAUGGUGGAGCAUGUCUAUCUAACCGGCGGCAGUGCACAGCUGCGUGGCCUCAAGGAGCGCCUGGCUAGGGAGUUUCAAGAGAUGCGACCAUUUCAGUCGACGUUUUCCAUAUACGAAUCGGAUGACCACACGCUGAGCGCCUGGCUGGGUGCCUGUGUGCAGGCCAGUCAACCCAACUUUGGCCAGACGCUGACCACGCGCAAGGAUUACCAGGAGCACGGCAGUGAAUACUUCAGGGAGCAUCGUGCUAGCAAUCUCUUUUAUCCUACACCGAAAGAUUAAACAUUUAUUUGUCCAAAAUAUACACACACAGC
Molecule: messenger RNA, 2062 nt
Organism: Drosophila guanche
Lineage: Eukaryota; Metazoa; Arthropoda; Insecta; Diptera; Drosophilidae
Gene: Arp5
Product: actin-related protein 5
Exons: 2
Coding region: 75-2030 (651 amino acids)
Biological process (GO): regulation of DNA-templated transcription
Cellular component (GO): Ino80 complex; cytoplasm
Source: RefSeq, a predicted model, not a curated record